This is a messenger RNA of Symphalangus syndactylus (siamang), 7167 nucleotides long. RefSeq names its product syntaxin 3 (gene STX3). Lineage: Eukaryota; Metazoa; Chordata; Mammalia; Primates; Hylobatidae. Gene Ontology annotation, biological process: intracellular protein transport; exocytic insertion of neurotransmitter receptor to postsynaptic membrane; vesicle fusion. Gene Ontology annotation, molecular function: SNARE binding; SNAP receptor activity. Gene Ontology annotation, cellular component: endomembrane system; SNARE complex; plasma membrane. The record is from RefSeq and is a predicted model, not a curated record.
GGAAGUGUGCCGCACGCGAGAGAGAACUGGGGCCGAGACCUGCGGUGCCGGCUCAAAGCCCGACCUCUGCCAUACGCACCGUAUCUUUAUGGGAGCCGAUGAGGUCAGCAGGGAGCACGCAUUCAGAUGGCAGAAGAGGGCAAAGUACUGCUAGUAUUACAAAGAUAUUUACAGCCUUUUAACCUGAAAGCACAGAGCAGAUCCUAUUCUUCAGAAUUAAAUCUUUGGCUCACCAGUCCCGUUUGUGGAGCUCCACUCUGAUGAAUGUGUCAUUUGUUCCCAAGAAGACAAAUUGGGUAGGGAGAAGAGGGAGAGGCGGGGAGAAGACGAGAUAACGGGACGAUCUGCUUUUCCGGAAGCAGAAGCUGCCUGGGAACCACCUGCACACAGCGCAGGCUGCGAGGAGGGGGAGCGCUCCAGUGCAAAGCUCUGUAUUUUAAAGCCCCUCCUCGCUCACAGGCUUCACAGCAAACUACGAAGAGCUUGUCCCCGCCUAGCAACGAGUCGGCUAAGAACUGGAUCCUAGCGAGGAGCACGGCACAGACAGCGAAUGACCGCAGCCAGACAGUCGCUCUUGCUCUUCCUCGGCCUUGCGGCAGGAUCCGCCGGUGCAGGGGCCUCUCCCCGGACUCCACGCGUAUCUGGAGUGCCCUCGGGUUAGGGAAGGGGGUUUUGGAGACGCCCCGGGCGGCUGGGCGGUGGCGGGACGCGGGCCCUUUAAGAAGGAGCGCGGGGCGCGGCCAGGUAGGGGCGGGUCCCGGGCGGAUCAGCGGUGCGCCGGCGCCGGCCCGGGAGCCGGAUUUGGAGCGCCGCGGCGCCGGUGGGGGCGGAGGGGGCGGCGCGGCGGAGGCUCCCGUGGCCUCGGACGCUCCUGCUAGCUAGCGGCCGCCACCCGCCGCCGCCUGCGCCUCCAGCUUCUUCGCCCCGGCGGGCCCGGCCGCCGCUUCCGGCAGCUCACCUGGGACGCGCUGCCUGCCUCCGGGCGCCUGGGCUUCAGGAUGAAGGACCGGCUAGAGCAGCUGAAGGCCAAGCAGCUGACACAGGAUGAUGAUACUGAUGAGGUUGAGAUUGCUAUCGACAACACGGCUUUUAUGGAUGAGUUCUUUUCUGAGAUUGAGGAAACUCGGCUUAACAUUGACAAGAUCUCAGAACAUGUAGAGGAGGCUAAGAAACUCUACAGUAUCAUUCUCUCUGCACCGAUUCCAGAGCCAAAAACCAAGGAUGACCUAGAGCAGCUCACGACUGAGAUUAAGAAAAGGGCCAACAACGUCCGGAACAAACUGAAGAGCAUGGAGAAGCAUAUUGAAGAAGAUGAGGUCAGGUCAUCAGCAGACCUUCGGAUUCGGAAAUCCCAGCACUCUGUUCUUUCUCGGAAGUUUGUGGAGGUGAUGACCAAAUACAAUGAAGCUCAGGUGGACUUCCGAGAACGCAGCAAAGGGCGAAUCCAGCGGCAGCUCGAAAUUACCGGCAAAAAGACAACCGAUGAGGAGCUGGAGGAGAUGUUGGAGAGUGGCAACCCAGCCAUCUUCACUUCUGGGAUCAUUGACUCACAGAUUUCCAAGCAAGCCCUCAGUGAGAUUGAGGGACGGCACAAGGACAUUGUGAGGCUGGAGAGCAGCAUCAAGGAGCUUCACGACAUGUUUAUGGACAUCGCCAUGCUGGUGGAGAAUCAGGGUGAGAUGUUAGAUAACAUAGAGUUGAAUGUCAUGCACACAGUGGACCAUGUGGAGAAGGCACGAGAUGAAACGAAAAAAGCUGUGAAAUACCAGAGUCAGGCCCGGAAGAAAUUGAUAAUUAUCAUUGUGCUAGUAGUUGUGUUGCUGGGCAUUUUAGCAUUGAUUAUUGGACUUUCCGUUGGGCUGAAAUAAGAGUGGCCUAAGAGGCUGCUGCACUGAAAUGUAAGUAAACGAGUGGUUCUUGGGGACUCUGGAUUUGGCCCCUCAAGAGGAAAUUAGCUUGAGAUUUCAUAUUCCUCUUCUUUCCCCCUAUGAUUGUCCUUGGACACACUGAGCUUUCUAAAACUUUCAGUAGCCUGUGGAUUAUCUCCUUACAGUUCUAUUGGUUUCUGGCUGCAGUACGUGGAUGAGCUCUCCAUUUGCUCUUAUCUUGUAGAUUCUGUCCCCAAUCUCUGUCUUGUCGUAUUUCUUACCACUUCUCCCAGCAUACCUGAGCACCCCAGGUGACUCCCCUUAGGAGGCAUGCUCCUAAGUUUGGUACACCUCUGUCUUGGAUCUGGAGUCUGUCUUCUGAAUUCUUACUGAUUUUCAUGGAUGUUGGGCUUUACUUUCUCUAUCCUUUUCAAUGUAAAUGAAACUCUGAAUUGGGAUUUGGAUUUGCAGAGUUUGUUGCUGACUGGUUGGGUCUUAAAUGAUGAUAGUUAACACACUUUUGAUUGUUGUGUUGUACCAGACAAUGUACUAAACACCUUAUACACAUAUCAUUGAAUCCUUACAAUGUCCUUUGAGAUACAAUAUUAUGCACAUUUUACAGACAAAGAAACUCAGUCAAAGAGAAUGUUGAAUAACAGGGCCAAGUUCACCCAGCUAACAGUGGACCUAGCUUCUCUUUGUAAAAGAAGGUAGCCACUUACCAUUAACUAUAAAGCCUGGAGAACCUUAGAGGAUAGUGAUGCUAAAAUUUAGACUAUUAAUUUUCUUGAAAAUUUGUUAAAAAUGAUAGACUUACCACUGAAUCAUUGUUUGUUUUUGUUUGUUUUUUUGUUUUUUUGUUUUUGAGACGGAGUCUUGCUCUAUCUCCCAGGCUGGAGUGCAGUGGCAUGAUCUCGGCUCACUGCAACCUCUGCCUCCUGGAUUCAAGCAAUUCUCCUGCCUCAGGCUCCUGAGUAGCUGGGAUUACAGGCACAUGCCACGGUGCCCUGCUAAUUUUUGUAUUAUUAGUAGUGAUGGGGUUUUGCCAUGUUGGCCAGAAUGGCCUCAGAACUCCUGACCUCAGGUGAUUUGCCCGCCAAAGCUGGGAUUACAGGCGUGAGCCACUGCGCCCGGCCUGAAUCACAUUUUGGUUGUUGUUGUUUUUUGUUUGUUUUUUGAGACGAAGUCUGGUUCUUGUCCCCCAGGCUGGAGUGCAGUGGCGUGAUCUCAGCUCACUGCACCCUCCGCCUCCUGGGUUCAAGCGAUUCUCCUGCCUCAGCCUCCCGAGUAGCUGGGAUUACAGGCACCUGCCACCACGCCCAGCUAAUUUUUGUAUUUUUAGUAGAGACGAGGUUUCACCAUGUUGGCCAUGCUGGUCUCAAACUCCUGACCUCAGGUGAUCCACCCGCCUCGGCCUCCCAAAGUGCUGGGAUUACAGGCGUGAGCCACCGCACCUGGCCUGAAUCACAUUUAAUAGUAGUGAGCAUAUCAAUCUGGUUAUUGGGACUAUUAAGACUUUUGUGACUUUAAAACAAAAUUUUUGUUGUUGUUGAGAUGGUGUGUUGCUCUGUCGCUCAGGCUGGAGCACAGUGGCGCAAUCUUAGCUCACUGCAACCUUCUGCCUCAGCCUUCUGAGUAGCUGGGACUAUAGGUGUACACCAACAUGCCAGGAUAACUUUUAUAUUUUUUGUAGAGACGGGGUUUUGCCAUGUCACCCAGGCUGGUCUUGAACUCGUGGACUCAAGCGAUCCACCUGCCUUGGCCUCCCAAAGUGCUAGGAUUACAGGCAUGAGCCACUGCGCUCAGCCAGUGACUUUUAAAAUAUUUUUCUGAAUAAAAUAUAGCAUGCAUUGUUAAAAAAAACUAUAAAAUACAGAAAACAUAAAACUAAUGAACUUUUAAUAUUAUUGCUGAUAACCUUGUGGCAUGUUCACAUACUCAGACAUAGUUUUACAUAGUUCAGACUAUAUUAUCCAUAGUUUUGUACCUAGUUAGCAUUAUUCCACAGCAUUAAAAUCUCUUUGUAAAUCUAAUUUUCAAUGUGAGAUUGUGGCCAUACUCUCAAAUAUUUAACAUUUUCACAAUGUUGGAGGUUUAUGUUAUUUUUCUAUAGCUAACAGUGUGACUAACCUUAUUUAAUAUUUUUCUCAUUUAAAUUUUCUCUUUAUUACCAACUCAUAUAAGUUGGAUUACUGAAAUAACGGGUAUAAACAUUUUUAAGACUUGGCAUAUAAUACCAUGGCAGUACCCAGAGCUGUGCCUUCCUUUUGUAUUUGUUUCGAUGUGUCCCUUCUUAUUCCUCCUCCUUCCAUGUGACCACAGGAUCUAAAAGUCAGCUUAUUAUAGCAUUGAGCAUUCAACUUCAUCUGAAAGAUAAGCAACAGUGAGAUGAACAGCCUCUCAUAGACAGGUGGUUGGUUGAUUUUUUUUUCCCCUCUUUUUUCUGUCACUUGGAGUCUAGCCCUUGACUUUUUUGUAUGUGAACUUUAAAUUUAAAUUUUGGUUUGGCUCUGAACAAUCUGAUUGAAAUAGAUGUUGAAAUUUUAAAAAGAUAUAAGAGUUGUUAUUUUUCCAUAUCCUUGGAUGAAACAUGAUGUGCAAAUUCGUGUUGCCCCUUUCUAUUCCUAAUUCCAGGACUUCAGAAGGUAUAUGAAUCAUUAAGAGGAGCAGACUAAUUAAUAUGUUGUUUUUGCUUGACUAACCCUAUCUUUAACCUGCUAAAUUGCUGAGCAGUUGUUAAGCUGCUUUUUUUGUAGGGUAUUGCAUGUUCCCUAGCAAAGUCAAGACUGAUUGUUGCCUAGGUCUGGACUCCCCUCUUCCUCCAUGUCACCCAAGGGAGAGAGGUCUCUGAACAGGAGGGUAGAUAGUGUGUUUAUAUUUCCUAGUAAUGUGCCAGCUGCUUGCUCUAAGAUCAUAGUGUCCUCAUUUUACAGACGGGGAAAGAGCAAUGAAGUCAAGGAACUUGCCCAAGACUACAUAGCUCAUAAGGUGGAGCAGCCAUAAUAUGACCCCUGAACUUUUUCCAUAUGCUUUUCAUUGUGUCCUUCUGUUUUCUAAAAGAAAGGCAGCAGGGAGUUCAUGAAGAUCGAGAACCAGAAAGCAGCUCCUGCAGCCUGUCUUCAGGAGCGGCGCUGCUGUGGGACCUGCAGAGCAGGUGUUUUCACUAGGGACUGUCCCUUCCCAUCACAUCCUUCCAUGGGUGUGGACAGCCUGUGAGAAGGCUUAUAAAAGGCCUAGAGGCUUUUCUGUUUUUUUUCCCCUCUCACAGUAGGGCUUUUUGUUCUUUGUACAGUGGGAUAUUUAACUCCAGGUUCCGUCCUGGGUUUGUCUAUUUCAUAGUGAUUUCUGGUGUUUCCUCCCCACCUUCCAGGUUUGUGGCUGGCUCCUUCUGUUGCCCUUUGCCUUCUUCCUGUGUACUGAUCAGCUCCUCCUUUCCCUGCCUCCUAGAAACUGAUUUCACUCCAGACUGGUGUAGCCACCCUUGUCUUCAGAUGAGAAUGGAGUCUGAAUGGCCUUCCUGAGAGCGAGUGCGACCCGUUCCUUUGUUUCCUUGCGACCACCCUUGGACCUGACUCAGCUAACAAUCUGGCCCUGGGGGAAUGUGAUCUACCUGAUGCGACCCUGAGUUCUCCUCAGAGCCUCCUCCUGCCCCAGCAGCUCUCAAGUACCUUUUCUCCUGGACUGUGUGAACCCACCCAGCUUUCUUCCUCCCUGUUGUGUGUCAGAUUAUGCCUUGCACCUGGGAAAGCUCUUGUGAGACCCUCCCAAGGUGCUGUAUUUUUCUACCUCAUGGAGUAUUCUCCCAGAAACUGCCAUGUAUUUUUUUAGGGGAGUAUCUUUAACAAAGCAGAAGGAUUCUUCUAAGUUUGGCAACAAGAAGGCUUGGAUCUGAGUCUUCUACCUGGCAGGAUGCCAAUCCUGUUUGUUGUCCGUAUGUCCUGAAAACAUGAGGGACUGGCAGAUGUCAUUUUGGUCUGAAGAGCUGACUUGUUUGAAAUUCAGCCUUAAAUUAAGCUCUUAGUUGUUCAGCUUGGGGGGCAACUUUGAUUUUUCUCUGUGUUGUAGUCUCUCGUAUUUACUCAAGGAGGGACCAGGAUGAUACAGUCAUCUGAGGUUAUGCUUUGCAAAAGGCUGAGGGUAUGGAAUAUGUUUCCAUGUCUGAGUCUUAGAAACUGGCUGUUCAUUGUUAGAAAGUGAUGCUUUGUGAGACUAUUGCCUUGGGGCCAAAAAUAAUCAGGGAUUUUAAAUUGGACAAGGGACAAGGUGCUAGAAUCCUAAACUCUGGAAAUAUUUCAUGACACUGGUGUAUUCACUCAUGUGUUCCAGAUAUAUUCUAAUUGUGUAUGAGAUGUAUGUACAUAUAAGUGUGUGUCUCAGGAAGUAGGAAAUAAAAAUGGAAGCUAUUAUGACCUCAAAAAAAAAAAAAAAAGCCAACUUUGAGCUAGGAUAAAAAUUGGGUAAAGGACAUUUGCUUACCUGCAAAUGAAUCACUGUGGAAAUGUGAUCUUCCCAUAUCAUCAAGAAACUUGUUUUCUGGAUGAAUACUGGGAGAAUAAAAUGAGAACUCUGGAGUGAGCUAAAUUGAUCCCAAUUAAGUUUUUCUGCUUAGCAGACAGAAAGUAUAAUUUUUUGACACCCUUCCCCACCUGCUGCCUAUGCUAGGCUUGUCCUGAGAACAUCCCUCAGUAACUUGAUAUUCACAUGGCCUACAGGAUGUCCCAUCUGCAGGGCUGAGUCAGUUGGGGAACACCAGAGGCUACACAGUAGCUCUUCCUGCUACUGGGUUAAUGAGCUUGGCAGAUUCUUUGUCUCACUCAAUUCUUACCAUGGAAGCAGCAGCAGCAGCUGCCAGGAAAUCUUCAAGUGUAGUGUCUGUGCUAACCCAGUGGUAAAUCCCUUAGAUCCCCUGCUGGUCUCUGGCAGUCUCCUUAAUUUUGGGUACCACGUAUAUUUUCAGCUUUGACUUUAACACUUUCUAGGAUAGGGUGAGCACCCUUAAUCCAGGCACUGUCCAUUAGCUUCCUUUGCAAAGGCUACUUACGGCUGGUCACAAUCCAGCACUCAGACAGAGCCAAGGCGAUAUGCUCUUGCCCAUGGCUAUGAUGUCAGACAGUGGAUGGGCUCCAGCAACAAGAGACAAAAUCACUAAAGGCCUUUGCUCUCCUCUGACAUUGAGGCCUGGGGCUUACAGUUUGGAAUACAACAUGUGAAGGUUUUUGUUGUUUGUAUUUUUUAAAUGUAAACUUGAUUAUUUUAUUGCUAAUUUAAAAAUAAAAAUGACUUUGUAUUGAUUGUGAAA